Messenger RNA from Triticum turgidum subsp. durum (durum wheat), 930 nucleotides. NCBI's taxonomy places the organism in Eukaryota, Viridiplantae, Streptophyta, Magnoliopsida, Poales, Poaceae. The record is from the annotation of a GenBank genome assembly.
AUGGUUUUGAGCAAUUUACUGUUCUGUGGUGCGUGCAGCAAAGGGCCAUUUGGGUUGAUGAGGAGCAUGACGGGACCCAAGUACAACGGCGAGUACGGUGUACCUCCACACGAUCGUGAAGAAGCUCCUCGGCGACACACGGUCUGCGACACGCUCAACAACGUCGUCAUCCCCACCUUCGACAUCAAGCUCCUGCAGCCCACCAUCUUCUCCACUUACAACGCCAUGAAGGAUAAGUCCAAGAACGCUCUUCGGUCGGACGUCUGCAUCAGCACGUCCGCUGCACCGACCUACCUCCCCGGCCACCACUUUCAGACAGAGGACGAGGACGGCAAGCUCCGGGACUUCAACCUCAUCGACGGUGGGGUCGCUGCAAACAAUCCGACCCUGCUGGCUAUGACGGAUGUAAGCAAGCAGAUACUCAUGGGGAACAAGGACUUUUUCCCCAUCAAGCCGGCGGACUACGGCAAGUUCAUGAUCCUUUCAUUGGGCACCGGCACCGCCAAGAUCGAAGAGAAAUUCGAUGCCGUCGAAUGCAGCAAGUGGGGCCUCCUCGGGUGGCUCUCCAACAGGGGCGCCACACCCAUUAUCGACAGCUUCAGCCAGGCCAGCGCGGACCUUGUCGACAUCCACGCGUCUGUGCUUUUCCAGGCAUUGCACUGCGAGAAGCGCUACCUCCGGAUCCAAGACGAUGAGCUCAAGGGAGAAACGGCCUUCGUUGACGUGUCCACGCCAGAGAAUCUCAACCGGCUCGUCGACGUGGGCCAAGCACUUCUCAAGAGGCAAGUGUGCAAGGUGAACGUUGAGACGGGCAAGAACGAGCCUGACCAGAACAGGGGCACAAACGAGAAGGAGUUGGUCAAUUUCGCACACAUGUUGUCGGAGGAGCGCAAAACCAGGCUUCGGCAGAAUGGUGGGGUUGAUUUCUAG